Messenger RNA from Trachemys scripta elegans, 2984 nucleotides. It is a transcript of the gene UCK2, whose product is annotated as uridine-cytidine kinase 2. The coding region runs from base 1906 to 2691 and encodes 261 amino acids. NCBI's taxonomy places the organism in Eukaryota, Metazoa, Chordata, Testudines, Emydidae. Gene Ontology annotation, cellular component: cytosol; cytoplasm. The record is from RefSeq and is a predicted model, not a curated record. The transcript is spliced from 7 exons. Gene Ontology annotation, molecular function: ATP binding; kinase activity.
UUUUAUAUGUAGCACAAACUGGUACCUGAACUUGAUUCACUUCCAUUUUACCAUUCUGGACUGUUUUUGAAAGUUGAAGUAGUGUCUUGCCUAGCAUCUCCAUUAUGAAGAGUUUAGUCCUAGAUCCUCUAGGUGUUUAGGCACCUAACUUCCAUUGAUUUAAAUGGGAGUUAGGUACCUAAAUACCGUUGAGGAUUUGGAUCUUAGUUCUUGGGGAAAGACAAAAUAAAUAUAUUUUCUAUGAAAGAAGGAGCUCUUGUUAUACUGGGCAGGUCUUCACUUAAAACUCUGCAGCUAUUAUACCAACGGGACAGCUUCUCCCAUCCGUGUAGUUGAUUCACCUCUGCAAUAGGUGGUAGCUAUGUCGAUGGGAGAAGCCCUCCCAUCAACAUAGUGCUGUCUACAUCAGGGGUGAGGUCGGCAUCACUGCGUCGCUCAGGGGUGUGGAUUUUUCACACUCCUGAGCGACAUAGUUAUACCAAUGUAAGUUUGUAGUGAAGACCUGGCCUUGCUUACAUACAACUUUUUUAAGACAAAGGGGGACACUGAAAGAUAACUUUAGGCUGGGAUAGAGCCUUUAUUCGGAUAUGCCAUAGGUAAUAUUUCUAUAUUUUGUAACAUAAGCUUGGUGCUGGCUUGGCCUAGUUUUUCAUAGUAUCCUAACAAGACAGGAGCCUAUCUUUUUAUUCAUGGUUUUCUCAAUUUCUUUUAUAUGCCAAAAAAAUCCCUGCUUUUAAGACAGGGAUUGGACUGUGGAUACUAAUAGGUGAGGAAGUUCAAUGAUGGGCAUCUGGGAGAGAAACUGAACUCUGACCUCAGAGAAGGUAGAAUCUGGUGCAGGUCUGUGUGGGCACAAGGAGAGCAAAAUGACCUGAAGAUACUAGACAGUUACAGAGAUGGCUACAAUGGGGGAAAUGGAGCUAAGACUCAGCUCCUCAAAUGUAUUUAGGUGCCUAAUUUCCAUUGAAAGCAAUGGAAAUUAGGCUCUUAAAUACCUUUGAGGAUCUGGGCCUAAAUAAUGCCCGGAGCACUGAAGUGCUGUAGCACUGUUGUAUUGUUUGUUACAAACUUUUGAUGGUUCCUUGUGCCUGGCACUAUGCCCCCAAUCACAGCUUUAAAGUUGGUAUGGGGUCAUGGGAAUCCCAUUAGAAAUCACCACUGCAGGAAUCUCUCAUUUGUUUCUCUGCCUGUAAAGUUAAGUGCAUACAUUAUGCACAUAAGUGCUUGGAUCAGGGCAUUGGGGGGGGAUAGGGUGAUGAACCUAGGAUGGGUGACAUUUGAGUUCCCAUCAUGAGCAUGUGGUUCAACCCAAGUAGCAUUCCAGUGGAGGCUGAUUUGAAUCUCUGGAAAUGGCUUGGGGAAAUUCAUAGCUAAAAGGGCUGCUCUGAACUGAUUUAGGGUAAAGAGAAUGAAUUCAUCAAAUGCAUUCAGUGUAAAAUCAGGGUGUCUUCCCUGGGCAGCCUCCCCUGGAAAUGAAAGGGGCCCAGCCCUGGGGUGAAAUGAGCGAAGUAGGAUAUCUGGAAGAUUUAGAGCCUCAGAGGCAUAACACAACUCACAGUGCGGUCAAUCUGGAGCAGAGGGCCUCGGUGCUAGAGAGCGUUAACUGAGCACAGGUGUUGUAGGAGGCGUUUCCAGACACGUUUCGCUUUGUCCUCUGUUCUCCGUCCUCAGCAACAGCUGGAGGAGGCAGUGGGCGGAAGGGGGAUGGAUGCUGGGUCUCUGCGGCUCCAGAGCCCCAGCAUCAGCCCGGGUGGUGGGAGCAUGUGCAGCUGUAGCAGGCACCUGGCAGGGAGCCGUACGCUGGGGAUGUGAAGCAGGCGGGGAGGAAGGCCUUUCCUUGACUCAUCAGAUAAAUCCAGCCCCCCAAGGCGCCUGGUGAGCCGGAGACUGAGCAGCGGCAGCAGCAUGGCAGGGGACAGUGAGCAGAGCCUGCAGGAGCACGAGCAGCCUGGCGGUGGGGAGCCCUUCCUGAUCGGGGUCAGCGGCGGCACAGCCAGCGGCAAGUCAUCAGUCUGCGCCAGAAUCGUCCAGCUACUGGGCCAGAAUGAAGUGGAUUAUCGCCAGAAGCAGGUGGUGAUACUGAGUCAAGACAGCUUCUAUCAGGUCCUUACCUCUGAGCAGAAGUCCAAGGCACUCAAGGGCCAGUUCAACUUUGACCACCCAGAUGCCUUUGACAACGAGCUCAUUGUCAAAACGCUCAAAGAGAUCAUGGAAGGGAAGACAGUCCAGAUUCCUGUCUAUGACUUUGUUUCCCAUUCCAGGAAGGAGGAGACGGUGACUGUGUACCCAGCUGACGUGGUCCUCUUCGAGGGCAUCCUGGCCUUCUACACCCAGGAGGUCCGGGAUCUCUUCCGGAUGAAGCUGUUUGUGGACACGGACGCAGACACCCGGCUGUCCCGCAGAGUGUUACGAGACAUCAGCGAGCGAGGCCGGGACCUUGAGCAAAUCUUGUCUCAGUACAUUACUUUCGUCAAACCAGCCUUUGAGGAAUUCUGCUUGCCAACCAAGAAGUAUGCUGACGUGAUCAUCCCCAGGGGGGCAGAUAAUGAAGUGGCCAUAAACCUGAUCGUGCAGCACAUCCAGGACAUUCUGAAUGGAGGACAUAGCAAACGCCAGAUCAACAGCUGCCUGAAUGGCUACACCGCUCCGUGCCAGAGGCAGCCUUCUGAGUCAAGUAGCCGGCCACACUGACCCCAGACAUUGGGGUGAGGUUGGGGGUGGAUGGUGGUUGGGCUCUGCUGCAGCUGAUCUGUCCGUACUGUGUCCAAUCACACCCCCACCCCGAUAUUUAAGAAACCGGAUGGAGACACAUGCCUUUAAUUUUGUAUCUUGGAAAUGAGAGAGGAGCAUCUGGAUUCCCAGAUGCCGCUGGGGAUGCCUACCGCUGGCUUUGCUCAGUAACCACUCCAGCACAGAACCGUCUAUCAAUACAGAAUCGCUCUAUUUUUGAGUAAAAAGAACAAUGUAAAACUACUUGCCAUAAG